CGGCAUAUGACAGUCUUCAAAGGCCCCCAAAUUUGGCGCGAAGAUUACAUGACGAAGAAACCAAGAUGGCGAGGAUCGCUGUUGACGAGGAGGACUUGGCCCAGGAAUUCGGCACUUUUGACAUCAAAAUACAAGAUGAAGACGUUGUAGACAAAUUGAAGGAGUUAUGUAUGCUGUACCGGCUGGAUGCCUCAGACAUGGCAGACGAGUGGAUGGCCUUCUCCAUCUCCAACAACAGCGCCAGUCUCACCAUGGACAAACUGGAGCAGUUCGAACGGGAGAGGGCGAACAAGACCAAGACUCCCAAAGUGAAGCGAGAAAAGCCGGCAGCCGUGAUGCACGACAUCAGCAACAUCAACCCUGACGCAGAGGACGACUUGUUGGACGUGUACUCCACACCUGCAGCAAAGGGGAAGAACAAGCGCAUGUUGACCACUCCGGAGAACGUCUCAGUCGUGAACAAGAAGCUGACAUCGGUCUCAAGAAGUCCUGUGGUCCCCUUCUCACCCGGGUCAUUCUCACCUGUCAAUGCCACCCCAUCCCAGCAGUACCGCAGUCGCAGUGGGGCGGGGGAAACUAUGGUGACCUUCGGGGAACAGAGGGCAAAGUGGAAAGGUCAAGGGGCGGAGGGCGUGGCCAUCCAGCAGUACGACAGAGACAACGCCCUGACAGAGAAGUACAAGCACAUGUUCUACAGGGUCAUCGACAAGUCCAAUGUGCUGAAUGAUCUGAUUGAGGACAUGUCCAGCCAGCUGCAGCAGAGCCACAACAUGGAGAACCUGCAGCACCUGGCCUGGCCCUGCCAGGAGCCCAUCACAGUGAGCGGCCGUGUGUGCUGUGACAUGAGUACAGGCAGGCUGAACGCCCACUCGGUACUGCUGGAGGGGUCCAGGGAAACCUCUGCUAGGAAAACUGUGCACCUGGACCUGAGCGAGGUUUCGGAGUAUUCCCUCUUCCCAGGACAGAUUGUAGCUUGUGAUGGUCUAAACACCACGGGUAGCAAGCUGGUGGUGUCUAAGUUCUACCAGGGUGUCCACUUGCCGUUUGCUGAAGUGGACGAGACCAGUGAAAACUUAUCAGUUCCAGUCCAGGUGCUGGUGGCGGCUGGCCCCUUCACCCCGUCGGACAGCCUGGCGUACGAACCCCUGGAGGACCUGCUUAAGUACCUGAAGAGGGACCAGCCGGACGUCUGUGUGCUGAUGGGGCCGUUUGUCGACUCCAAGCAUGAAAGCAUUGAGAAGUGCACCGUGGAGGUCCCAUACGAUGACAUGUUCAAGAAGAUAGUUCUCAACUUGAUUAAAGCCACGGAGGAGCUGGAGACCCAUCUGGUGUUUGUGCCCUCCCAGAGAGACGUGCAUCAUGAGUACGUGUACCCUCAGCCUCCCUUCACUGUGGAUGGGGUCAACUCUCCUAGAGUCCACUUUGUGUCGGACCCGUGCACCCUGACCAUCAACGGGGUGGUGGAGUUAGCCUCUGUCCUGUCUCUGUUUCAGAGAGUCCACUUUGUGUCGGACCCGUGCACCCUGACCAUCAACGGGGUGAGAGUCCACUUUGUGUCGGACCCGUGCACCCUGACCAUCAACGGGGUGGUGGAGUUAGGUGAAAUGUUUACCCACAUACAUAGAGUCCACUUUGUGUCUGACCCGUGCACCCUGACCAUCAACGGGGUGAGAGUCCACUUUGUGUCGGACCCGUGCACCCUGACCAUCAACGGGGUGGUGGAGUUAGCCUCUGUCCUGUCUCUGUUUCAGAGAGUCCACUUUGUGUCGGACCCGUGCACCCUGACCAUCAACGGGGUGAGAGUCCACUUUGUGUCGGACCCGUGCACCCUGACCAUCAACGGAGUGGGGAAGAUGCAGGAAAUGACAAGUCACUUUGGUGGAGGUGUAAUUUGUUGUUUCCCUUUUUCCAGAGGUUCCUCUGACAGGUUAGGCAGGCUUAUCAAGCACAUCCUCACUCAGCAAAGUUACUACCCCCUGUACCCCCCCUCGGAGGACGUGAACAUCGACUACGAACACUACGAGCAGUUCUGUCGGCUUCAGGCCACACCCGACGUUCUCAUCAUCCCCUCCGACCUCAGGUACUUUGUCAAGGAUGUGCUGGGGUGUGUCUGUGUGAACCCCGGCAGGAUAACCAAGGCUCAGACCGGAGGCACGUUCGCCCGCUUUGUCAUCCAGUGUCCUCCCUCCCCAACCCAAGGUGGUGCCGCCAGGAAGCCCAGGUGCACGGCUGCUGAAGUGGUCAGGGUGUGAAGACGACAGUUGGAAGAGCUUUCUGUACAUAGCUAUGUAAUUCAUUGUGAGAUCAUUCCAUGUGUAAUAACUUUCUCCGUUAUUUUCUAACCCAGUAAUACAUAUUUGUUGUGAAAAUUAAAAGAUCCCUGAUUUUAGGAUUUCACAUAUGUGAAAUGGAACAAAUUCUUAUAUGAUUAACGCUAGUUCACCUCAUCCACGGGAUAACCUACCUAUAUCCUUUGCUUUUAAAAACAGGAUAUUUAGGAAUAUCACGUCACUAGAUGCUGGUUUGAAAUUGCAAUAUUUUCAAAAUAUUGGAAUUUUUGUCAACUUGAUGUCCCUAAAUACCCUAAAUGUGUUAACAGACAUAGGACAAAGCUGUGGAUAAAGGAACUAGGCCAAGUGAUAUGCUCUCUUUCCAAAGUGUCAGAAUUGACUCCAUUUAGCACUGCCAACUUAUUUUAAGUGAAUGGCAUGGUGAGAAUCAAGAGUGUGCAGUUGAUAAGAUUCUUUGUACACGAACAAGAACUUUAUUCAAGAUCAACAUUUCAGUAACCAUCUGCCACCUUCCUCAGGGCAAUUCUGACCAGUUCUAUUAGGCACUACAAGUAAGUGUAGCCGUUAACAGUCUGAUAAGUAGACAAUAGCAGAUGUAGUCCUAAAUGUCAACUAUUUACAGUGUAUAAAUUAAAAGAUAGGUAGUACUUGUGUUGUGGUGUUUUCAAUGCAAUCCCAAAUGUAAAGUAUUUACAUGCCUGCCGUUAUAACAGAAUAUUGGGAAAUAAAAUUAGUACAUUUUA
Branchiostoma floridae (Florida lancelet) is the source of this 3034-nucleotide messenger RNA. RefSeq names its product DNA polymerase alpha subunit B-like. Lineage: Eukaryota; Metazoa; Chordata; Leptocardii; Amphioxiformes; Branchiostomatidae. The transcript is spliced from 23 exons. Gene Ontology annotation, cellular component: alpha DNA polymerase:primase complex. Gene Ontology annotation, molecular function: DNA binding. Gene Ontology annotation, biological process: DNA replication initiation; DNA replication. The record is from RefSeq and is a predicted model, not a curated record. Bases 66 to 2252 code for a protein of 728 amino acids.